AUGUCGAAAGAAUCUACCAGAGUACCAAUGGAAUCUAUGCCUAAGAUCUUGUAUGGAACAGCGUGGAAAGAUGCAAGAACUACUGAUCUCGUCUAUACUGCAUUCAAGCAGGGAUUUCGUGGCGUUGACACUGCGGCACAGCGUAAGCAUUAUCGAGAAGAUCUUGUAGGUUUGGGAAUACAGAAAGCAUGUGAAGACCUUCGAUUGCAACGUUCAGAUAUAUGGAUUCAAACCAAAUUCACUCCGAUAAAGGGCCAAGAUCCAGAAGGAUCCAUACCGUAUGAUCCUGCAGCUAAUGUGGCAGACCAAGUCUGUUCCAGUUUUACAAACAGUCUUCACAAUCUUCAUCCGGGUUCUGACAUUCCGGACAUCCCGAGUUUGAUUGCAAAGCAUGCCGUCAGAGUGAAACGCAAUACUGAGCGCGAAGAAGCUUCUCUCCAAGAUGUCUAUAUUGACAGCUAUGUAUUGCAUUCUCCACUUUCAACGCUACAAGCCACGCUAGAAGCUUGGGCCGUGAUGGAAGCAUUGAUCGAUGCUGGCUUGGUGCGAUACAUUGGAUUUAGCAACGUAUAUGACCCUGAAAUAUUUUCCGUACUUUUCCAACAGGCAAGAAUCAAGCCAAGUGUAUUGCAGAACCGAUGGCAUGCAUCAACCGGCCAUGAUGUGUCACUAUUGAGCCAGUUAUCCCCGAUUCUCUCACCCAACACGUUUCCUGCGCCUGUAGAUCUCGAAUCUCCUGAUCCUAAGGGCGUUAUAUAUCAACCAUUUUGGACACUGACGGGGAAUCAACGCUUGUUGCAGUCUGAACCAGUGGCGGUUUUGUCCGCUGAAAAAGGACUUACGCCCGCACAAGUUGUUUAUGCAUUUGUGGCGCAAGGUAUGGGCCUCCCCGGUCUUUCGACAUGUGUUUUGAGUGGAACGAAAGAUUACGCGCACAUGAAAGAGGCUGUUCAAUCUGUUGAACUAGAACCGUGGGAUGAUGAGGAACUCGCGUCUCUAAGACGCGAAGUAUAUGGCGAAUAA
This is a messenger RNA of Malassezia globosa CBS 7966, 1023 nucleotides long. RefSeq lists its product as uncharacterized. The record is from RefSeq and is a predicted model, not a curated record. Gene Ontology annotation, cellular component: cytosol. Gene Ontology annotation, molecular function: aldose reductase (NADPH) activity. Bases 1 to 1023 code for a protein of 340 amino acids. NCBI's taxonomy places the organism in Eukaryota, Fungi, Basidiomycota, Malasseziomycetes, Malasseziales, Malasseziaceae. The transcript has 3 exons.